AUGGCUGAUCGCGCGCAAGUUUCGUUUCCCAACCCUCCAGUGACCGGCAUUUCUGCCAAUGCGCAAAAUGCUCCUGGAGACUCCAAUGCGAUCAUAGGAAAAGAAAUCUGCGCGUCCGACUGCGAUGUGCAGGGACAUGCUUCGCGCAGAAAGACACCCUCCCUCAUAUCGGACGAUGGCUCAUUCGCCGAAAGCGACACCGAGAGCAUUGCGGCACGAUCCGACGUUGGCGAAGAACUCGAUCGUGCGGAACCACAACACCAUGUCUCGGAUACACUAUACCUGAAUAGCGAAGUGCUAGCCAUGCAGACGGAUGCUCAUGGUGCUCAUGACGAAUUGCCAACGGCUGCUGAGCACGAUGCGCACACCGAUGCCGAGGACAAGGACUCCCAUCAACGUGGUUGUCUCUAUGGCACUGUGCCUCGUGAGGAUGACUUUGACUUUGCAGCUGGCACAGAUAUCUUGGCCGACAUGAAUAUCCAAACUGAGUACGCAAGUGACGGCCUUAACCCGUACGACUUGUCACCCUUCAGGCUUCUGGCCAUUGCUGUUGGAGGACAGCGGCCAAGUCGCAUCUCUACGAUUGAGAACUGGUUGUACAAUCAAAGUUGA
This is a messenger RNA of Recurvomyces mirabilis, 612 nucleotides long. RefSeq lists its product as uncharacterized. The record is from RefSeq and is a predicted model, not a curated record. Lineage: Eukaryota; Fungi; Ascomycota; Dothideomycetes; Mycosphaerellales; Teratosphaeriaceae. The coding region runs from base 1 to 612 and encodes 203 amino acids. The transcript is spliced from 2 exons.